AUGGUGUUCAUGCACUUUAUCGACGUUAUAAUAGAGUCUGCUAUCGUCGAUAUAUACGCCACACUGAACGAAGCUUGCGAAAAUAUUUGUGAACUGUUCGCCACGCGCAUCGAGGAUAGCUUCAUCUCUAACAUCACACAUCCGGAGGCUGUUGCUUCCGCACUCGUGAACACUCCGGCAGAUGCAAUUCAUGUCACGCUACCUAUCGUCACCGAGACCCUGGUUACCCAAAAAAUCGAGUGUCUCAAGCCGUCAUACUCCGAGGGGCCAGAUGGAACCUUUCCAUCACUGUGGAAGGUCUCAUGGCUAACACCCAUCCACAAAAAGGGCAGCAACAACGAAGCAGUGAACUAUCGAGGUAUUACCUAUUUAGCUGCCUGCGCCAAAGUGUUCGAGCUCCUCAUGUAUGAACCAUUAAUAGCAUCUGCCGGCAAAUACAUCAGCACCAACCAACAUGGAUUCAUGCCUAAGAGAUCAACUACGACAAAUCUGAUGCAAUUCGUUAGCGGCUGUUAUAAGUCCAUUGAUGAUGGUAUGCAGGUUGAUGCCAUUUACAGGGACAUUAAGGCGGCUUUUGACAGUGUGUCCCACAAAAUUCUUCUGGCAAAACUUGAUAGACUUGGAUUAUCACCACCCCUGGGCAGCAACCUGGGGCAUCUGUUGUUUCUGCUCUACAUAAACGACUUGUGCACGGCACUCCCGGAUAAUAGUUGUGUGGUGUUCGGCACCACUGGUGGUGUUGCGCUCCUGGCUGCGUUUCCGAAUUCACCACUUUCGAGCGUCACACUGUGGUAA
Anopheles coluzzii is the source of this 795-nucleotide messenger RNA. RefSeq lists its product as uncharacterized. The record is from RefSeq and is a predicted model, not a curated record. NCBI's taxonomy places the organism in Eukaryota, Metazoa, Arthropoda, Insecta, Diptera, Culicidae. The transcript is spliced from 4 exons. The coding region runs from base 1 to 795 and encodes 264 amino acids.